GUAGCAAAAAAGUCAAAAUAUUGUUUCUUUUAUCUUGGAGGGACUCUGGUGUCGAUGUUUAACUGUGAGCACAGUGGAGUUUGGACACUUCCCAUCACUGUUGGUUACGGAUAAAUAAAGACAGACUUUGUCCUCACGCUGCCAAAACCCAGAUGGACUCAAACCUCACUGUAUAAGUGACUGAAGUCUCUCCAUUGACAGGUCCUCGGAGCUAUAAAUAUGAGCACCUUUGUGACUCUGUCAUCAGGGCAGAGGAUGCCGAUGAUUGGACUCGGCACGUGGAAGAGUUCUGCAGGACAGGUGAAACAGGCUGUAGUGGCAGCUUUGGAAUGUGGGUACAGGCACAUCGACUGUGCUGCGGUCUAUGGCAACGAGCAGGAGAUUGGAGAGGCUCUGGCUCUGUGUGUUGGUCCGGGAAAGACACUGAGGCGUGAUGAGCUUUUUGUGACUUCCAAACUGUGGAACACCAAGCACAAUCCAGAAGAUGUGGAGGACGCCUGCAGGACCAGUUUGGCCCACCUGGGUCUGUCCUACCUGGACCUUUACCUCAUGCACUGGCCCAUGGCUUUUCAGAGAGGGAAAGAGCUGAUGCCUCGAAGAGACGAUGGAACCAUCUGCUACUCUGACAUGCACUACAGGGACACUUGGAAAGCCAUGGAGGACCUGGUGGAGAAGGGUCUUGUGAAGGCUAUAGGAUUGUCCAACUUCAAUGCCAGGCAGAUGGAUGAAAUCAUGCGCGUGGCAAAACACAAACCUGUGGUGAACCAGGUAGAAUGUCAUCCUUAUCUGUCUCAAGCAGAUCUUCUAUCACACUGCCAGUCUUUGGCAGUUUGUGUGACGGCCUACAGUCCUCUGGGGAGUGGAGACAGACCCUGGGCAUCUCCAGAUGAACCCCGUUUGCUGGAGGAUCCUAAGUUGGUGGGAAUCGCUCAACGAUACCAGAAAUCACCUGCUCAGGUGAUACUCAGGUGGCACACUCAGAGGGGUAUGGCAUGUAUCCCCAAAAGCGUUACGCCCUCCAGAAUCCAGCAGAACCUGAACGUGUUCGAUUUCAAGUUGUCGCAAGAGGACAUGAAGCUGAUCGAUUCUUUCACCUGCAACAGGCGCUUCAUCGUUCCAACAGUAGUGAGGGAUGGCAAGACAGUGUGGAGAGAUGCAGAACAUCCUCAUUUCCCUUUCCACGAUCCCUACUGAGUCUACGCUGAAGACAAAUCAACUUGUUGGGAAUAAAUACAAAUCAGAUUGUUGUUCUCUCUGAAAUGACUUGUAAAAGACACCUUAAGAGUGACACUCUGUGGUGAAUGACAGAACUGCUUUUUAAUCAACGUAAUACAUUUUCAUCGUUUCCUUUAACAACAUUAAAACACCAAAGUGUGAACUUCAAAAAUAAGAACUUUUGUAGAUAUAGACAAAUAUAUUUGUCAUUAGCUGGAUUGUAUAAAGUCUGCAUCCAAAGAUCCAGGUUUAAAUAGUAAUGAGAAGGGGUUUAGAUUAACUUAAAUACUAUAAGGAAUAUUGGUCCUUAAGGAGGAAUUACAAAAACAAAUAUUUCAAUUUCUUCAGAUUUUAUUUUCAACAACAUAACCUUGACAAAUCUGUAAUACAUUAUAUGCUACUGUUUAUUUUAAAAAAGAAAAAAGGAGAAAUAUCAGCAAUAUGUUUUUUUUUUGUCUUUCCAAGUCUCGCACAUAUUCCAAUCAGCAUAGCCGUUUGUGUUGUGAAAUACAGAUAAUGAGGCCACUCGAAAAAAAAACAAACAAAAAAAAAACCUCAGUUACCCACCCACCCCAACGGGAGGAAACUCUUUGAACCUGUCACUCACCUUUUAUUUUCCAAAAUCCCCAACUCAAAACAAAGUCAGGGUAAGCCAAUAAGCUACAUGCUUUCUCCAAAUGGGGGAAAAAGAAAACAAAAAAAUAGAAAGAAAAAAAAA
Molecule: messenger RNA, 1933 nt
Organism: Oryzias melastigma (Indian medaka)
Lineage: Eukaryota; Metazoa; Chordata; Actinopteri; Beloniformes; Adrianichthyidae
Gene: akr1a1a
Product: aldo-keto reductase family 1, member A1a (aldehyde reductase)
Exons: 9
Coding region: 220-1194 (324 amino acids)
Biological process (GO): aldehyde catabolic process
Cellular component (GO): cytosol
Molecular function (GO): aldose reductase (NADPH) activity
Source: RefSeq, a predicted model, not a curated record